ACAAAACAAAUUCUUCGGCACUUCUACAUAGGAUUUAACGCAUCCUUUAGGUGACAAACUAUUGGCUAAAAAUCGAUAUAGUUUACAAAAGUAUUCAGCACACACAUGUAUAACUUACAGUUCUUAAACCUUUCACUUUUUUUCGCAUGUUUCUUUUUUUCCUUCAACAGUAUGGGAGAAAUUGCUAUAUUGAAUUUUGAUAUGAAUUACAGGUUUGUCACCAUAACAAAGAGACAAAUUCAAAGAGAAUUCCUGGAUAGUGUACGGUACAGUUUCGAUAUAAUUCACUUAAUUAUAUGUUAUCAAGCUAUGUUAUUCACGUGUAUUGUCUCCAAAAUCAUUUCCUUUCGCGCGUCUAAUAUUGGUCAGAUAAAAAUCGAAUAUGAUCCAAAGGUUAACCUGCUGUUUUAAGCCACUUACCUUGCCAAGUUACGGAGCUCACGGCAUGCCACAGCCACCUGGACAUAGUCCCCUAAAAAUAACUUAAAGAAAUGCACAACGCUUUUUGUUUUCUUUUAUCAUCUAGCCUUGUUUUUCGUACAAUACACAACAUGUCAAACUCUAUGGAACGCCGAGCCAAAAACGUAGGCAAACUAAAUUGUUGAUAUUCUCAAAACAAAAGUUUAUUACCGACAAUGAAUCUAGAAACAAACAAUAUUUUUAGUUUGGUUCGAUGUUUUGAGCAAUAUGUUGUACCUCUGCAGGAUCUUCUCAGAUUCUAAACAAUUGUUUUUUUUUUAGAAAGAACUCAGGUGGACACAGUUGAAAAAAGGACAAGCCAAUCAGAUUGCACCUUCCCUCUUUGGCCAAUGACGGGCACCACAUUGUUGUCAAAUUUGUCUAAUGAAUACGUAGGCGCAACAAUAGAGAGAGAGAGAGAGAGAGAGAGUGGGGAUCUGUAUCCAGUGGCAAUCUCUUGAGUAAGUUAGUGUGUCACGCCACUGCGAGUUGCAAGCUCGUCUACUCCUGGCGCAUUACUAAAGGCGAACACUUUGGAGUUUCGAAUUGAACAGCUAGAACAGAACUUUCGCUGGGACAGCCUCAUACAGGCUUCUUUUAAAUGUUUGCGGCUGGGCUCUUCUCCAAGAUUAGUUUGUGUGAUUUUGGUCAGUGCGUCGUGUUAAAAUCAGAAGAGACUUUCAAAUAAUUGUCACUGAACGAAUCUCCGAAAGACUGCUUGGAGGGUCUGGGGGAAUGGUGAAGAGCACUAUUCAACUAGUGCGAUACGUUCGUCACCUUAUUUGAUCGAUUUUCUACUGUGCUGCUUUGACGCAGUAAAUUCUUGAUGGUGACAAAUGCUCUUUUGAGAUUCUCUUCCGUGUUACGCACAAAAGUUAACGUGUAGACAGGAAAGUCUCAGACUUAUCGAUUGAAUAUUCUCUGAGGGGAGAGAAUGGAUCUUAGAGCAGAUAUUCAAUCGGCCCAGGCAGGAUCUCAGGUUCACCCCGGUGCUGCCGCGGCCGCCGCUGCUGCUUCUAUUCCGGUCUCCAUGGCCAGUAACCUGCUUCGAGCACCGUCGAUCUUGCUGCGCGCCACGGAGAAGUAUCCCCGCACGCCCAAGUGCGCCAGGUGUCGGAAUCACGGCGUGGUGUCCGCGCUGAAGGGCCACAAGCGCUACUGUCGCUGGAAGGACUGCAUGUGCGCCAAGUGCACUCUGAUUGCGGAGAGGCAGCGCGUCAUGGCAGCCCAGGUUGCGCUCCGUAGACAACAAGCGCAGGAGGAGAACGAGGCCAGAGAAUUGCAGCUUCUUUACGGCACAGCCGAAGGCCUGGCCCUGGCUGCCGCCAAUGGUAUCAUUCCUCCACGGCAGAACUACGAGGUGUUCGGCUCUAUCAACAACGAGAGCAGCCAAGACUCAAACAUCCAAAAGUUUGAACACUUUCCGAAGAGCCAUAUUUCGGGGCCAAUGUCUUCACAGCAAACCAUGGGAAAAUCCGUUUCCACAGAUUCAGAGUCAGUGCCUGGCAUCUCCUCACCAGACGUGCGCCACGGUUCUGGUUCCGAGAAUGGAGACGGAGAGUCGUUCGUUAGCUCUCCCGUGUCCAAGCCACUUAAAGACGGCGAGGAAACCCCUGGAUCCAUCAGUCCACUGGGCACUGACUCCGGCUCGGAAACCGACAAAGACGACCAAGACCCGUCCUCCACUUCCGCAGCCUCCAGGCAAAUGAACGCCAUCGAUAUUCUCACCAGAAUAUUCCCCAGUCACAAGCGCAGUGUCCUGGAGCUGGUCCUGCAAGGCUGCGGUAAAGACGUGGUGCAGGCCAUCGAACAAAUCUUGAACAACAGUGGUCAGCCUAAAGCCCCCGAAGAGACAUGGAAUGCGGAGAGGCUUCUGCAGAGCACACAACCGCCUAUGUCAUCCACGCCAAGGCCCAUGCUACCAGGAGCCAUGACGCUCAGCAACCGCUCUGCCUUCUCACCUCUGCAGCCAAACACGUCUCACUUCGGUGCCGAUCCCAGCACCUACUCCCUGGGCACUCACCUGGGCCUGAACCCCCUUCGCCUGGCGUACUCAGCCCACAGCCGAGGCCUGGCCUUCAUGACCCCGUACUCUACAACUGGGCUGAUGCCAACGCUUGGAUUCAGACCGCCAAUGGACUAUGCGUUCAGCGAUCUCAUAAGGGACAGGACAAUUUUGCACAAAGACCAGGGGUACACUAACGGACUCUACGGCCCACUGGUUAACAACACCCCGGACAAACAGUGAAUACGCUAUCACAGACAGCAUAUGGGAGUGAAUCAGAGGACAUAAUUGUUAUGUAUAUAAGAGUGUUCAGCAAGCACCCACAAUCUUAAACACUUACUGUAAAUAUUGUAAUUUCUGUGUAUCCGUUAUGGUUCCCUAAAGAUAUAUGUGAAAGCAAAGACGUAUCUAGACAUGUUUCAAUCUGUAAUUGAUAUCUGCUAUGUCCAAGUCGGCAUAAUUUGCGGCUUGACUUUUGAUGUGAGUCGCAAACUAAUGUGUUGGAUCAAACAAGGACUCUCUAAUGUGUCUUUUCAAUAACAGAGCAUAGGUCGGAUGGAGAAUGUGGGCCUAUCGAAAAAAAUAAACGAUAUUUUCCAGAAUCACAUUUUUAUGUUUGCUACAAUCCUUAUAGAUGGUUAUAAAUGGAGAGGUUCAAUGUGGUUAUCGUGCAAUGAAUUGUCUGUUCAUGAUACCUUUUUUAAACAACAAAAAAAAUAUGACUAACAUUGUUGUGCGAUCUAAUUGCUGGUAUGUCAACCGACACAACAUUAAUCUGCAAAACACUAAGACAUAUCUUAACAUUGAAUUUAUUUUAUGUUUGUUGAAAUAUUGUAAAAUAGCCUAAAAUGUAUUGCCUCAAAUAAAACUAAUGCCAUUUGGCACUCCA
Messenger RNA from Alosa alosa (allis shad), 3353 nucleotides. RefSeq names its product DMRT-like family A2 (gene dmrta2). The record is from RefSeq and is a predicted model, not a curated record. The transcript has 2 exons. Gene Ontology annotation, molecular function: protein binding; RNA polymerase II cis-regulatory region sequence-specific DNA binding; DNA-binding transcription factor activity, RNA polymerase II-specific. The coding region runs from base 1394 to 2707 and encodes 437 amino acids. Gene Ontology annotation, biological process: germ cell development; sex differentiation; regulation of transcription by RNA polymerase II. NCBI's taxonomy places the organism in Eukaryota, Metazoa, Chordata, Actinopteri, Clupeiformes, Clupeidae. Gene Ontology annotation, cellular component: nucleus.